Molecule: messenger RNA, 747 nt
Organism: Malassezia restricta
Lineage: Eukaryota; Fungi; Basidiomycota; Malasseziomycetes; Malasseziales; Malasseziaceae
Product: ubiquinone biosynthesis monooxygenase Coq7
Exons: 2
Coding region: 1-747 (248 amino acids)
Biological process (GO): ubiquinone biosynthetic process
Cellular component (GO): mitochondrial inner membrane
Molecular function (GO): 3-demethoxyubiquinol 3-hydroxylase activity
Source: RefSeq, a predicted model, not a curated record
AUGCUCCGAUUGGUGUGGCGAAUGCCACGCAGUGGGUGGCGCAGCAUACCAAGUAGUAUGCGACACUUUCAAACUGAGAAUCUGGCAUCGGACGCUUUCACAAAAACGUCGGCCAAUCAUGCAGAGAGAUUAGCUAAAUCGAAACGCUUUAUCGCGGCUCUAUCACCAGCUGAUAGGCGUGUGGUGGCAUCCAUGCUACGUGUAGACCACGCAGGAGAGAUUGCGGCGAAUACGAUUUACGAGGCGCAAGCCGAUGUUUUUGGAUUUUUGGGAAAGCAAGCGACGAAGAAGCUCAUGUUGGAAAUGUGGGACAAUGAGCGCAAACAUCUUGCAUCGGCAUGUGCCAUGCUAGAUGAAUAUAAUACGCGGCCAUCAGCUCUUACUCCAGCUUGGGCAUUAGCUGGGCGCAUCCUUGGUGGCGCUACGGCACUGAUGGGUGAAAAGAGUGCCAUGGCAUGUACAGAGGCUGUUGAGACAGUCAUUGGCGAACAUUAUGAUGACCAGUUGCUUCAUUUGGAGCACAUUGGAGAAACGCUGUCGCGCGAAUACCAAGGCAAGCAAGCUGAAGAGCUCAAAGAGAUUCUUACGCUCCUACGUAAUGUCUUGAUGGAGUUUCGGGAUGAUGAACUGGAGCAUCUCGAUACCGCUGUUGAGCAUGAUUCGCAGCAGGCACCCGCGCAUGCAUUACUGGCGGCCGUUGUCGAAUAUGGUUGCAAGGGAGCGAUCGAGAUUGCCAAGCGCAUCUAG